UGGCCAGGAUGAUGGGCGCCAAGGCCAACGCCGCCGACUGCGGGGAGUACGCGGAGGUCGACCCCACCGGCCGGUACGGAAGGUACAGCGACGUUCUUGGCAAGGGCGCGUCCAAGACCGUGUACCGGGCGUUCGACGAGUACCAGGGGAUGGAGGUGGCCUGGAACCAGGUGAAGCUGCACGACUUCCUGCAGAGCCCCGAGGACCUGGAGCGCCUCUACUGCGAGAUCCACCUCCUCAAGACGCUCAAGCACAAGAACAUCAUGAAGUUCUACACCUCAUGGGUCGACAUCUCCGGCCGGAACAUCAACUUCAUCACCGAGAUGUUCACCUCCGGCACGCUCCGCCAGUACAGGCAGAAGCACAGGAAGGUGAACUUAUGGGCGGUGAAGCACUGGUGCCGGCAGAUCCUCAGCGGCCUGCUAUACCUGCACAGCCAUGAUCCACCCAUCAUCCACCGGGACCUCAAGUGCGACAACAUCUUCGUGAACGGUAACCAGGGUGAGGUCAAGAUCGGCGACCUCGGACUCGCCGCCAUCCUCCGCAAGUCUCACGCUGUUCACUGUGUAGGUACCCCCGAGUUCAUGGCGCCAGAGGUGUACGAGGAGGAGUACAACGAGCUCGUCGACAUAUACUCGUUCGGGAUGUGCGUGCUUGAAAUGGUCACCUUUGAGUACCCAUACAGCGAAUGCACACACCCGGUGCAGAUCUACAAGAGAGUGAUCUCUGGUACUAAGCCAGAAGCCUUGUACAAGGUGAACGAUCCGAUGGUGAGGCAAUUUGUCGAGAAGUGCCUGACCACUGCGUCCCUUAGGCUCUCUGCGAGAGAGCUGCUCAAUGAUCCUUUCCUACGCGAUGACAUGCCUUUAUCUUCUGGGGAUGGGGAUUAUAGCCAGCUGAACAGUUAUCUGCGGCAGCCUUAUUUAGGGCAUGCUUAUAGUAAUGGAUCCAUGAUAAGCAAUGGGUUAUCAGAAAGCAUUGAUGAAGAUACACCGACGGAAGAUAGAUGGGAAGAUGAUGACAGUAAAGCUGAUGGCAUUGACCUGUUCAACGGGCACGAAGAUGAGGCUCUUGGCACUGUGGACAUCACAAUCAAGGGAAGAAAAAGCGAGGAUGGAGGAAUCUUCCUCCGACUACGAAUUACAGAUGAUGAUGGGCGGGUACGCAACAUCUAUUUUCCAUUUGACGUUGAGAACGAUACUGCAUUAAGUGUGGCAACUGAGAUGGUAGGCGAGCUGGAUAUAACUGAUCAUGAGGUUACUCGAAUUGCUGAUAUGAUCGACGGCGAGGUUAGUGCAUUGGUGCCAGAUUGGAUGGCUGGUCCAGGCAUAGAAGAAGCUCCAGACACCACAUACUGCCAUAACUGCGGAUCCAAUGUCUCAUCUUGUGGUUCACUUUUUGACUACAUGUCGUCGGAUACUCGUGGUUGCCGAUGUGCAGAGCUACAUGGGAGGUUUGAGGAGAUCACAUUCCAAGCUGCUGAUGAAGACCAAUCCGGUUUGCAGGAUUCAGGAGGCAGCUCUGAUGAUGUAGCCGGUCAAAAGGAGCAACAUGUCAAAGACAAGGAAGCCAUACACAUGAAUGGGUUUCCAAAGAUGGGUAGAAGAGGCCUUUCUGAUCGGCUUUGCUUUAGCUCUUUCCAAGAGCAGUCCUGCUCAGCUAACAAUUAUGAGAGCGAUACCGAUAAUCAGGCGAAAGGGUUCGACAUAAAGCAUGAAGUAAAGAUGGCCAAGUACAAAGCUCGGAAAAUGGCACAAUUGAAGAGAGCUAUUCAUCCAUCUCUGGACUUGGACAACUUGAAUGGAGCAGCUAGGAGGAAACCUGCACUGAGCAAGCUGCAAUCUUUCCAUGUCGGUAAGCACCACAAUUUCCGUGUACCGACCUGCCAGCGAAGCCCUGCCUCAGGAAACACCAGUCCACACCCAGUCAUCAACAAUCAAGCGAGGCUCCCUGAUCAAGGAGCCCAAAGGUCCCCUCGUACCGGGAGUGGCCAGGAUUUUACGUUCACAGCCAGAAGCUAUUAUACUGGAGCUCAGUUGCCACCAAACCUCCCAAGAACAAGAUCUAUGCCCGUAAGGGCCGUCGAUGCCUGAAAUGGUUUUAUCUCCUUGUAAAUUCUAUAGAGAAUUGUACAUUCCUUUGGUUCUUUAUUAUGUAUGCAACAUGAAAGAUAGUCUGUAGGCAACAGACCGGAAAUGUGGCUGUGGAUUAUGCCUGAGCUGUAAACUUUCUUCUGCCUUGUGAAUCUAGUAGAGGAUACCAUUC
Lolium rigidum is the source of this 2265-nucleotide messenger RNA. Its product is annotated as probable serine/threonine-protein kinase WNK1. NCBI's taxonomy places the organism in Eukaryota, Viridiplantae, Streptophyta, Magnoliopsida, Poales, Poaceae. Gene Ontology annotation, biological process: intracellular signal transduction; protein phosphorylation. Gene Ontology annotation, cellular component: cytoplasm. Gene Ontology annotation, molecular function: protein serine/threonine kinase activity; ATP binding. The record is from RefSeq and is a predicted model, not a curated record.